Fusarium fujikuroi IMI 58289 is the source of this 1455-nucleotide messenger RNA. RefSeq names its product related to multidrug resistant protein. Gene Ontology annotation, biological process: transmembrane transport. The record is from RefSeq and is a predicted model, not a curated record. Bases 1 to 1455 code for a protein of 484 amino acids. The transcript is spliced from 3 exons. Lineage: Eukaryota; Fungi; Ascomycota; Sordariomycetes; Hypocreales; Nectriaceae. Gene Ontology annotation, molecular function: transmembrane transporter activity.
AUGGAGUCCAAGGUAGAAACAGGCCCUGCGGCGACAAGAAAUGAGGAUGCCUACUCGGUCUGGUGGGAAGAGCCAGCUGAUCGCGACCCAGAGAACCCCAUGAGCUGGUCAAAUGGUCGGAAAUGGGGUAUGAUUGCCACGAUAUCGUUCCUCUCUUUCUUGACGCCACUCGCAUCGUCAAUGAUGGCACCAGGAGUACCCCAAAUAAUGAAAGAGCUUGGAAGUUCAAACGACACCGAAGCAACCUUCGUCGUAUCCAUCUUCAUCCUUGGCUUUGCUUUCGGGCCCUUAUUCAUCGCGCCACUCAGCGAACUCUACGGUCGCAUACCUAUAUACCACGUCUGCAACAGUCUCUUUGUAGUCUUCUCAGCAUGCUGCGCUCUGUCGAAUGGAGUGCCCAUGCUAAUGGCAUUUCGUUUCCUGUCUGGAGUAUCUGGCGUGGCUGUCAUCACUUGUGGCAGCGGCUCUAUCGCUGAUAUGAUGCCACCUGAGCAGAGAGGCCGUGCCAUCUCCCUCUGGUCCCUAGGACCAUUGACAGGUCCCGUCGUCGGUCCGGUAUGCGCAGGGUUUCUUGUUGAGGCCAAGGGCUGGAGAUGGGUGUUCUGGAUCAUCACUAUUGUUUCUGGAGUUGCUGUUCCCGCAUCAUUCUUUAUCUUGCGAGAAAGUUACGCGCCAGUGCUUCUCGAGAGGAAGGCUAAACGUCUCCGUAAAGAGACAGGGAAUGAGCUGUAUCAGCCUCGAACGAAGAAGAAAGGCACCGCAAGAGAGCUCUUUCUGGCGGCUAUCAUCCGUCCAACACGCAUGUUCUGCCUCAGCUUCAUAGUGAUGGCGAUGUGUGUCUACCUCGCCGUGGUGUACGGUAUCUUUUACAUCCUACUUACAACAUUUACGUUCGUUUACAAAGACGCUUAUGGCUUCAACUCCAUAGGCGCUGGCUUGUCCUUUAUUCCUGGCGGUAUCGGGAAUAUCCUGGGGCUUGCUUAUGUCGGAGUUCUCAGCGAUAACUUGAUCAAGAAGCGCAAAGCCCAAGGUCUUGAACACCAGCCUGAACAGCGCUUGCACCCCAUCAUUAGCGUACCGACUGGUCUAGCUAUGGCGUUGGGCCUUAUAUGCUAUGGCUGGACUGCAGACAAGCAGGUUCACUGGAUUGCCCCAAUGAUUGGAACUGGCAUCGUUGGAUUCGGCAUGCUUGGUAUUUUUAUGAGUGUACAGACAUACUUGGUUGACAUGUACACGACUUAUGCUGCUUCCGUCACGGCGGCUAACACAGUACUGAGAAGCGUAUUGGGUGCCCUUCUUCCUCUCUGUGGACUACAGCUCUACGAUAGUAUGGGCUUGGGGUGGGGAAAUACGCUUCUUGGCUUGAUCGUGCUUUUUCUUGCGCCAUUUCCAUGGUUAUUUUAUCAAUAUGGCGGGAGAAUCCGACAGAGUCCUAAGUUCAGGACUGACUUUUAA